AUGAAGAGAAAGUAUGCGGAAGGAGGAAGAGGAGAGAGUGCAGCCAUUGACGAAGAAGAGGAGAAGAUCAAUACCUUCUUCACUUUGGUUAGGAACAUCCGGGACACGCAUAAUCAGUCGUUAAUGCGUGAAUCAGAGGAGAAAGGUAAAGGAAAAGGAAAAGAAAAAGAAAAAGAAAGAGAAAUGAAAUCAACUUGGACCCCAUCAUUCAAAUGGGAAGAUUUUGAGGAGGAUGUGCAAUUGAGAAACAAUUUUGUAAUGCCUCCUAGUUCUUCCAAGAAGGAAGAACAUUGCAAGACUGAAGAACAAGAAGAAUUGGAUCUCAACCUUUCACUUUGA
Molecule: messenger RNA, 339 nt
Organism: Quercus robur (English oak)
Lineage: Eukaryota; Viridiplantae; Streptophyta; Magnoliopsida; Fagales; Fagaceae
Product: protein NIM1-INTERACTING 1-like
Exons: 1
Coding region: 1-339 (112 amino acids)
Biological process (GO): regulation of systemic acquired resistance
Source: RefSeq, a predicted model, not a curated record